AUGGGUCUGCUUGCCCUAGGAACGCCUCUUGACUGGCCAGAGGCCAAGAAAGUUGCUGGUCAGGUCAGGUCAUGGGGAAUUGAACAACUGCUCGCCAUCUGGCGCAAUGCCAAAGGCAAGGAGAGGGAUGCGCUCCUUUGGGGGGACGAGAUCGAGUACUUGGUUGUUUGCUAUGAUCAAGACAAUCACAAGGUUCGAUUGUCGCUCCGCCAGGCAGAUAUCCUAGCCGCGCUGGCCAACGACGAGAAACUUCUGCAGCAAGGCGGCGGGGUACCUGACCUACAAACCGGAAACGCCGACGCAAAGGAUAACCCUGCACCGGUCUUCCAUCCCGAAUUUGGGAGGUUCAUGCUGGAAGCAACUCCUGGAAAGCCAUGGGGCAUUGGCUUCAAGGACCUGCUUGAUGUUGAACCAAACAUGAAAUGGAGACGAGCCAUAGCCAAGGAUCACAUGGCACAGAGCGAGUUUCCAAUCACAUUGACGACAUUCCCUCGUCUCGGAUCGGCAGAUUGUAUCGUACCAUCAUAUCCUGUUUCUGGGCCCAAGCUACGAUCCCAAUUUGUACCGGAUGAAAUUGCCAACCCGCAUAUUCGCUUUCCUACCCUAGCGGCAAACAUUCGUUGGCGCAGGGGCCGGAAGGUCGAAGUAAAUGUCCCAGUUUUCAAGGACGAGAGCACACCGUGGCCGUGGAAGGAUCCUACAGUCAAUUACAACAUGCACAACUGGCCUGAAGAUGACGACGUUCGCAAUGGUGCUGCCAAGGACAACUACAUCCACAUGGACGCCAUGGCGUUUGGUAUGGGAAGCUGCUGCUUGCAGAUUACCUUCCAAGCAAAGAACAUUGAGGAAGGAAGGAAGAUGUACGAUCAGCUCAGCCCAAUAGCACCCAUCUUGUUAGCAUUGACGGCGGCGACACCAAUCUAUAAGGGUUUCCUGGCCGACACCGAUGUGCGAUGGAACCAAAUUAGCAGAGCGGUCGAUGACCGCACACCGGAAGAACUAGGAGAGAAGCCGCUCAAGAACGACCGAUGGAGACUACCCAAGUCGCGCUAUGCGUCAAACUCAACCUACAUUUCCCAGGAUCCUCGCUUGCGGCCUGAGUAUCUCGACCCGGAUCUCAUUAUCGACACCGACAUCAAGCAGCGCCUGGUUGAGGGCGGCAUGGAUGAUCUUCUUGCAACACAUUUUGCUCACCUCUUCAUUCGUGAUCCUAUUGUCGUUUUCGCAGAAGACCUCCAGGAUUUGGACCUUACCAAAGCCGACCACUUUGAAAACUUGCAGUCAACCAACUGGCAGCACAUGCGCUUCAAGCCACCGCCAGCUGGUUCUGACAUGGGUUGGCGUGUUGAGUUCCGUCCGAUGGAGAUUCAAAUUACUGACUUCGAGAACGCUGCCUUCUCGAUCUUUAUCGUGCUUCUGACCCGUGCCAUCCUCUCGUUCAAUCUCAACUUCUACAUACCCAUCACAUUGGUGAGCGAAAACAUGGAAACAGCACACAUCCGCGACGCCGUAUCAACACAGAAAUUCUGGUUCCGAAAGAAUCCCUUCUCGACACACAAGCCCAGUGGAACAGGUACAUCGACACCUGUGAGGAACGGCAGUCGUCCAGCGACGCCUACCGGCCCUGUUGGGGAAGAGUAUGAGCAAAUGUCAGUCAACGAGAUUAUCAAUGGGCAGACAAAUUCAACCGAUGGCAAUGGCUUCCCCGGCCUUAUUCCGCUUGUUGAGUCUUAUCUCAACAGCAUGAACGUCGACGUUGAAACGCGCUGCGAUCUCGCCACCUACUUGGAUCUGAUCCGUAAGCGCGCUAACGGUACAUACUGGACUGCGGCCAAGUGGAUCAGGCAUUUUGUCCAAACACAUCCGGCGUACAAAAAAGACAGUGUUGUUGGAGACGAUAUCACGUACGAUCUUGUCAAGGCUGCAGAGCAGAUUACUCGUGAAGAGGGCCGGGAUGGGUUAGGCAAGGAGAUGCUGGGAAAGCGACGUUGA
Alternaria arborescens is the source of this 1992-nucleotide messenger RNA. RefSeq names its product Glutamate--cysteine ligase. The transcript is spliced from 7 exons. The record is from RefSeq and is a predicted model, not a curated record. The coding region runs from base 1 to 1992 and encodes 663 amino acids. Gene Ontology annotation, cellular component: glutamate-cysteine ligase complex. Gene Ontology annotation, biological process: glutathione biosynthetic process. Gene Ontology annotation, molecular function: glutamate-cysteine ligase activity. NCBI's taxonomy places the organism in Eukaryota, Fungi, Ascomycota, Dothideomycetes, Pleosporales, Pleosporaceae.